Andrographis paniculata is the source of this 3815-nucleotide messenger RNA. RefSeq names its product protein IFH1-like. The record is from RefSeq and is a predicted model, not a curated record. Bases 331 to 3546 code for a protein of 1071 amino acids. The transcript has 3 exons. Lineage: Eukaryota; Viridiplantae; Streptophyta; Magnoliopsida; Lamiales; Acanthaceae.
UUUGGGGCACCCAAUCAAUUUCCUCUUUGAAUACAAAUUUGUACCGAUUUUCACCGGCAGAUGAAAUACUCAGAUCAAUCCGUAGCUGAAUCAAGACGAGUGUAAAAUUUUACCUAGAUUGUGUUUCUCGCUUGCUUCAUCGGUUAAUUUUGUCCUGCCGGAUUGAUCUCUGUUCGAAGCCGGUGUACUUGAUGCUGCUCAAAUUGCUGUUGAAAUUCUGCAUCGCUUGGAAUUGAUUUUGCUUGUUGCUUCAAGGUUUUCAGUUGUUGCUUGAAAUCGAUAGAUUCUCGUCCGGAAAUCGGGGUUGAUUUGGAAAUCAGAGUAGGGGAAAUGAAUAAUCGGUUAUCGGAAAUUGGGGAGAACUUGAUGAAAGGCGUGGUUUAUACGAUCGGGCAGUGUUAUCGGUUAGCUUGUAAUCAUCCGUUUAUUGUGGUAUUUCUCUGUUUUUGGCUGUUCUUGUACAGAUCGUUUCCGUUUGUGUUUUCACUCUUGGCGUCUGCUUCCCCUGUUCUUUUGUGCACUGCUGUUUUUCUCGGAAUUCUUUUGAGUUAUGGCGAGCCAGAUUUACCUGAAAUUGAGAAAGAGGAUAAUAGGAUUGAUGAGUUUGUGUUAAUAAAGGAUGGAAUAUCAGAAGAUGUUGGUGGUGGUGUUGAUGAAAUUGAGAAUGUUCAUGGUGAGGGAUUUACUGAGGAGAGAAAGGAGGAAUUCGAGCAGUCCUCGGACGAGACUGCUCGAUCACAGGGGGUUCGAAUUCGACUGAGUGAUGGUGAAGUUGGAGAAGGAAGGAAAGAGUUAGGAGAGUUGGAGGAGCAUGAGAGCAAGUAUGAAUGGAAUGAGGGGAUUAGGGUUGGGGAAUUGAUUGAGAAUCAUUUUGCAUCGAUUGCCGAGGGCGACGAGGAGGAAAAUGAUGGAUCCGAGGAUGAGGAUGAGGAUGAGGAUGACGAUUCGGGAGCAGAAUCUUUUGGAUCGAAGGAGGUGAAUGUGGAUUCUCUGGAUUCUCCUCCUCGAUCUCCUUGGACGCGGGUGGAUAGAGUCGGGGAGGAGGAUGAGGAUGAUGAUGAUUCGGACUCUGGGUCGGACCGGGCUGAAAGCUCGUCUCCAGAUGCAUCAAUGGCAGAAAUCAUGCCUAUGCUUGAUGAGCUUCAUCCAUUAUUGGAUGAAGAAGCUCCUCAACCUGUUGCAGUAGCCAUUGAUGGCUGCGACGCAGCAUCAGAGAGAUCGAGUAUCAGCAGUCGUGAGUCGGAUGAGAGUGAAGGCAGCAAGGGCUUGGAUGCUUCCGAUAACGACAAUGAAGAUGCACGAAAGGAUGAGGAAGAACAACGGAUAAAAUCUGCUGUUACGUGGACGGAAGAGGAUCAAAAGAAUCUCAUGGAGCUGCGAAGCUCGGAGAUCGAAAGGAACCAACGGCUAGAGAAUCUAAUCAUGAGGAGAGCCAGCAGAGGUCGAAAUGUGACUAAUGGGGUCGCAGAUCAGAAUAAUGUUGACGCUGAUGAUAACGAGGAUGAAGAAGAAGAAAAGGAAGAACAGACGGCGUCUCCUAUGGCGUGGACAGAGGAGGACCAAAAGAAUCUUAUGGAACUUCGAAGUUCUGAGAUCGAAAGGAACCUACGCCUCGAGAAUAUCAUUAUGAGGAGAGCCCGGGGUCGAAAUUUGGACAACGAGAUUGAAAAUCACGUUGAGGAGGAUGGCGAUGAAGAAGAAGAAGAGACGAAAUCUCCGAUUGUGUGGACAGAAGAGGACCAAAAGAAUGUCAUGGAUUUGGGAUGGUCAGAGAUCGAAAGGAACCAACGCCUCGAGAAUUUAAUUCAGAGGAGACGAGCUCGAAAGAACAUGAACCUGCUCCCCGAAAGGAACUUGGCUUUGGAAAGCUAUGAUCUUCAGUUCAACAUUCCGGCCAUUUCGACAAGACGACAGAAUCCAUUCGAUCUUCCUGACGAUCCUCGCAACGACUCUGGACUUCCUCCGAUUCCUGGUUCAGCUCCUUCCGUGCUGUUGCCCAGAAGGAACCCUUUCGAUAUUCCUUACGAUUCCAGCGAAGAGAAGCCCGAUCUUCUAGAAGAUGAAUUUCAGAAGGAGUUUACGACUCCAGCUCCGGCAAGAGAUCCCAUCUUCCGAAGAUCCGAGACUGUUAAUGUCAGAUCGUCACGGUUUGCGAAUGAGACGCAGGACAAGGAGAAAAUGAAGCCGUUCUUCGUUCCCGAGCAGGCGUUUGCAGAAGAAUCAAGCUAUUCUCAGUUUCGACGACAGUCUAGCGAGCUUAGCGACUCGAAAGUUAGCUCCGUUCAUGAAACUGACUCGGUUGGUUCGUUUGAGGAUUUGGGAAGUCGAAAGCUCCCGGAGGAAGAUGAUUCCUUCGACGCAGACCCGAGUUCAGGAAGCAUAGUAUACAUGGAAGAAUAUCAAGAUCAAGAUCAAGAUCAAGAUCAAGAACCAGAAGCGAUCUCGAUUGUCGAAAGCGUUGUUGAACAGGUCAGACACGGAAGCGAAUCUUCGUCCGAUGAAGAUGUAGCAGAGUUAGGCCGAGCAGAGAAUAUAGAUGUCGAAGUCGACGAGGUUCCCGCGGAUGUCCAUGAUCCUGAGUACCGUUUAAUCUCGUCGGACGGCGUCGAACAAAGAUACACUACUGAUUCGAGCUCUUCGUCGCUCUCCGAAGCCAGCGAGAGAAUCUUCGCUGAGUCGCGGCGGGACAGUUUGUUAAGUGACGAUUUCGCGGUGGAACAACAUACUGCUCUGAUCACCACAAGUACAUUGGUUAAUGAGAUUCCGUACCAGGUUCCGAUUUACGACGUAAGCCCGUCGUCAGAUUCGACAAUUGUUAGUUCAGCACCACCAGUCAAUCGAACAAUGUCUUCUACUGGUAAGGAGGUGAUUGCGAACAUUCCCGGUGAUAAACCGAUGGAUGAUCUUCCGGUUCUGGCCGAGCAUCAAGAUGAUGCACAGGCAUCGAUCUCGCAAGACCACCCGGCUACAACGGCACUGACGACUCCCGAGACUCUCAGCCUUGAUCUCGACAUCCCAUCGAGUCUCAAUUCUUUACUCGUCACCAAUCCUUUCGAAACAAGUAAUUCUUCCCGCCAUGACACGCGGACUGUAGUCGAAGAGGUGGAUGAGAUUAAGGAGAUCGAUGGGCUGCUGACCGAGCUGGAUACCAUCGGGGAUUUCGGCGCCAAUCCGUGGGAAUCGACCUCGAGUGAGCUCGAUAUAUUCGUCGAUCAUAGAAAAGAAAGUCUGUCUUCUUUACAUCACGACGAAACCAACGCCGGGGAUGUUAAUGAAGGUGGGGAGAUCAAGAAUCCUGUGGUUGUAGAAGAAACGACAACCGAGCAUUCUGAUAUCCAUGAGACGUCAGAUGUCGAACCGAGCAAUCGUAGCAACAACUUAAAGAACACUCCACAUGUUGCUGUUCCUAUUCCAUCGGAGAAUUCAGCUGUCCAAGAAAACCAGCAGACGGUAAAUUUGGACGUCCAAGAAGGGCUUGAGAAAGGUAAACUCUCUAAAAUCCCGGGUUCGGGCUCGGGCUCGGGCUCGGGCUCGGGCUCGGGCUGAGGAGGAGUAAGAGAGGGGUAGAGAAGGAUAUGGCUGAUCGAUUUUCUCUUCAAGAAAACGAAUUUUCUUUUCGAUUUCUUGGCAGUUUUGAGCUUUAAAGGUUCUUUUGUUUGUGUGUAAAAUUUGUGCAGAGACCAUUGAAGAAUACAUACGUUUGUGUUGACACUUGUUAUUGUAGUUUGAUAUGUAAGAGACUUGCCUACCCCUUCGUUCUUCUUUCUUUCGACUUGAUCGGAUCUCGAAGAAAGAAUUCGGAUAUAUAUAUAUAU